AUGCCGAAUCCGAUUGUCAACGUAUUCUUCACCACCGCGAACGCGUACAAGACGCAGCCGGCUUUCAAAGCGCACGUCGAGGGCAUAUUGCGAACUUGGGCUCUGUCCAAGUUCGGCAAUAGCAAGUGGCCGGUGCUGAACGUCUAUUCGAGUACCGCACAUCGCGGUUCUACCCCGGCUCGAUACAGAGCGGGGCUUGCGGACCCCAGAAACCAUUGCCAGGUGCGCGUCAAGAACCACCUCGGCGCCGUUAUCUCGGGCAAGAGGGCGCACCACGAUCCAGGAUUUGAGGGACAGGAUUACGUUCCGUAG
This is a messenger RNA of Punctularia strigosozonata HHB-11173 SS5, 312 nucleotides long. RefSeq lists its product as uncharacterized. Bases 1 to 312 code for a protein of 103 amino acids. The transcript has 3 exons. The record is from RefSeq and is a predicted model, not a curated record. NCBI's taxonomy places the organism in Eukaryota, Fungi, Basidiomycota, Agaricomycetes, Corticiales, Punctulariaceae.